AUGGAGCAUCCAGCUCUAGAGGGCAUGUGCAGUGACCUUGCGGCGAAUAUCAUGUCCCGUCUCGACGGUUUAGCCCUGGCCUCCCUCGCUUGCACCUCGUCGGACCUCCGAGGCAUCGCUCGAAACAAUAGCUUGUGGAAAGAGCUAUGCCACUCCACAUGGCCUUCUACUGCACAGCAUCUUCUUUCGCCUUCACUCAUCUGCCAUUUUGAUAAAUUCUUUGCUGAUUCCUACCCAUUGAUAUUCUAUGAUGAAGCUUCCAACCACAGCUCUAAUGAACCGGAAACCAGCACUUCUCCUAGUGAUUUUGUGUCGCUUGUAGAUAUUUAUUACAGGAAUCAAUGUGUUCUCUCCAGGGUUCUACACGGCAUACCUGAUGCUGUAGAUGUGUUCAACUCCAAGAUCAUGGAUGACAACUGCUACAUAAUUUCCAGUGAACGUGAAAAAUGGUUUCUGAAUUGCCCCUUUAAUCUACAAUUGCUGGAUCUCACAUAUGAUGAGGAUGAUGAUGGUGACGAGGAUGAUGAUCAUCUCAGCUAUCUUGGUCAUGCCAACAACAAUGAGAGAUCAACUUCCCUGGAACCAGAUCACUGCAAGGAGCUCAUGGAGGACCUCAGACUGAGUUGGAUACUGUUAGAUAAGAAGACAGGCAAAGCAGUUAAUCUCUCAACCUGGAAGCCACUGUCAGUACAGAUUAUCAGGCCACAUGGGCACUAUGUAAUGCGUUUUGGGAGCAUCAUAUCCGUUGAAGAAAAUGUGCUGCCUCAAAAGCUAGCCAGGUGCACAAUAACAACUAAAUUUAAGGUGACUGAAACGCCUGGACUUAUUCAAUGGAGACAAAUCAGCAUGAGCAUUGAGAAUGUAACAGGCUCCCUUCUUGAUGGAAAAACGAGCUUGAUGAUUCUGAACAAGGCACUAUACAGUAUGAGAACCACAAAUUGGCUUAAGGUGGAAAAUGGCUUCAAUCAAUAUGACAAACAAAAAAGAGGGAUAAUAAGGAGAGAGGAAUUGAGAGAAACUUUAGCCAACAGGAUUUAUAUCUCGGUUGAAAUUGUAGUUUUUACACUUCUUUAUCACGCUUUUAGACAACUGUUUUAG
Manihot esculenta (cassava) is the source of this 1098-nucleotide messenger RNA. Its product is annotated as probable F-box protein At2g36090. The record is from RefSeq and is a predicted model, not a curated record. NCBI's taxonomy places the organism in Eukaryota, Viridiplantae, Streptophyta, Magnoliopsida, Malpighiales, Euphorbiaceae. The transcript has a single exon. The coding region runs from base 1 to 1098 and encodes 365 amino acids. Gene Ontology annotation, molecular function: protein binding.